Ochlerotatus camptorhynchus is the source of this 779-nucleotide messenger RNA. RefSeq names its product ciliary microtubule associated protein 1A-like. The transcript is spliced from 3 exons. Bases 76 to 768 code for a protein of 230 amino acids. The record is from RefSeq and is a predicted model, not a curated record. NCBI's taxonomy places the organism in Eukaryota, Metazoa, Arthropoda, Insecta, Diptera, Culicidae. Gene Ontology annotation, cellular component: cytoskeleton.
CUGAAGGGAGCAAGCAAAAUUUUCCGUUUGAAUUUUUAUUUAAUAAUCUAGAAAAUCCAACAAAAAUCCAAAAAGAUGUAUCAAAUGUCAAGAGUUGGACCCGGACCAGCUUAUUACGUGCUCCCUCCGACGAUCGGCUUCGCACAGCAUGACGUCCGUAAGGAUCGCAGGCCCAUGUUUACCAUGCGAGCGAGACUUACAACGCGCUACGACACCCUCGGACCUGGUCCCGCAUACCAUCCCGGCAAGAUGACUCGAGACGGUCCACCGCGUAAUCCGAUGUACUCACUCGGCACGCCAUACAAACAGCCCACUCCGGAUAACGUUCCUGGACCGGGUGCGCACCACAUUGAACUUGUCCCAUCCAUGAAGGGCAAUCGAGCUCCGGCGUUCUCGUUAGGCGAGCGAUUGAAAGACUCCAACCGGGACAACAUUCCCGGUCCGGAUCACUACGCUUACAACCUGAACGUCUACAAGCAUCGCAAUCCAGCAUACAGCAUGCAAAGCCGGACCACCCCGCCGAACGCUUCGGAAGGACCCGGCCCGAAUCACUAUGGCCCCUUGGAUCGAAACAUCACCCACAAUCGAAGCCCAAGGUUUUCGAUGGGACUUGCCUGCUCCGUCAUGGGAGACAGGUGCCCCAAACCGGGUCCCAAUCGGUACGAUUUGACGAACCUCAAGCCGGGGACUUCUGCGCCGCAGUACACCUUCGGUUAUCGACACUCGAUGUGGAAUCCGCCGAUGAUCAUCCCGGGUGAUAAUUGCUGAACAAUAAAGUU